This is a messenger RNA of Pocillopora meandrina, 280 nucleotides long. Lineage: Eukaryota; Metazoa; Cnidaria; Anthozoa; Scleractinia; Pocilloporidae. The record is from the annotation of a GenBank genome assembly.
AUGCAUCCUCGGUUUGGUUCGGUUAACCCUAACGGUUAUGAUGGUGAAAUUCCGUUUCUCUUGUCGCAUAUUCGUAACUUGAGGUUAAAGAAUACUUUGGAAAACGAUUUAUUGUUACCAUGCAUAAUGCGCAAGGAUAGCGCAUCUGCAGCUCACUUGGCUAAACUUGGACACCCACUUGAACAAGCAAAUAAAAGUUGCUUUCGAAACAUUUGACCACUGUUUUAUCUGUAAAGCUAUUCUGAGUGGAAGUUUCUACGAGGGAACAAAAGUUGGUUGA